This is a messenger RNA of Leishmania braziliensis MHOM/BR/75/M2904, 693 nucleotides long. RefSeq lists its product as hypothetical. The coding region runs from base 1 to 693 and encodes 230 amino acids. The transcript has a single exon. The record is from RefSeq and is a predicted model, not a curated record. NCBI's taxonomy places the organism in Eukaryota, Euglenozoa, Kinetoplastea, Trypanosomatida, Trypanosomatidae.
AUGGCACGAACGUUUGUUGCAUCCACCUCUCCGAGGAGACUGUGUAGAAGCACACGCUCCUCGACCCAUACAGCCACGACGAGAUCACGCUGUCGACGGGCAAGAUCAGCUCGUAGGCGAGUCGCCACACAACCCUAUCCAGCUACACCCACAGCUGCGUUCGUUCUCACUCAGAGUAUAUGCUCGACAGCGUUUGUUGGUAUCACUUCGGCGAUCCGCCUCACAGGGCCUAAGCAGAGGCCAUCUAUAUAUGCGAGCCCUCUACGGCAUUCACGCUCAUGCAUCAGCAGCCCGUACUCAACUUCUGUUUCGCAGACAGCGGCACGGGCGUGUUCCUUCAAACGCACGGGACGGCUGUUGCUGAGGUGCUCUACGACUUCAAGUACUUGUGGCUCAGCGAGCCCACGGCAGAGCUGCGCUAUGACGCAGAGGACAACACGCUGGGCGGAUUGCGCCGCGCCCGGCCAGCCUAUACACUCGCAGAGGUGGCGAAUUUACACGAGUACGUUUGCACGCGUGGCGGCGUCAUCUACAUCCACACUCAGUGGUAUGCCGUUGCCCUUAACAUCGACGAGGCUCUCUUCAUGCCGGUAUCUCGCUGAGCUCAUCACGCGACUAGCGCGAGGGGGGAGGGGAGGUAACGUCGCGGGUGAACCUCGCGGACGGCAAGUCUUGUCUCUGUGUAGCACAUAG